GUGCGCAAGGUUACUGAGAGGCUGAGCCUCGGAACCGAGUACAAGUUCUCCUAUCCAGACAAGGAGUCAGGCCUUUCCAUGGCCUACGAGUACCUUUUCAGGAAUGCACGCAUCCAGGGCCUGGUGGACACAGACGGCAAACUGAGCUGCAGCGUGUCGGACAUCAGCGGCUUUGGCUUCAGCGGCAUGAUUGACUACGGCCGUGGUGACUACAAGUUCGGCAUGCUCAUGCACGUGCUGCCUGAGCCAGCUGGUGGCCAGCCACCCCAAUGA
This is a messenger RNA of Symbiodinium pilosum, 273 nucleotides long. The record is from the annotation of a GenBank genome assembly. NCBI's taxonomy places the organism in Eukaryota, Dinophyceae, Suessiales, Symbiodiniaceae.